Messenger RNA from Eimeria tenella, 513 nucleotides. RefSeq lists its product as uncharacterized. The record is from RefSeq and is a predicted model, not a curated record. The coding region runs from base 1 to 513 and encodes 170 amino acids. Lineage: Eukaryota; Apicomplexa; Conoidasida; Eucoccidiorida; Eimeriidae. The transcript is spliced from 4 exons.
AUGGGGGCGCGACAGGUGCCUGCAGCAGCAGCAGCAGCAGCUGCUGCUGCUGCUGCUGCGGCAACCGCCGCUGCUGCUGCUGCUGCUGCUGCUGCUGCGGGGCCCCGCAGCUGCAGCAGCUUUCUUUUAUAUUUUGCUUCUUUUGCCUUUUUCUGUCGACUUGUCUUGGGAAAUGCUUUAAAACUUGGGAGCAAACAAACAGAACUUUCGCAGCAGCAGCAGCAGCAGCAGCAGCAGCAAGACGGCGAAACAGAUGCCACAGCAGAACCGGGAGGGGAAAAGUGGUUUGUGCCCUGCAUGAUUUUGGUGGCCUUUGUUUUGGGGGCAGUGGCAACAGUGGGUAUAAUUCACUGCGCGAACUACAGGUCACAUCGCAAAAGAGAAGCUAUAAAAGCCAAAACUGCUGCCCCCGAAAUCUUCAGCAGCAGCGACACGGAGGCCCCGACGCCGCGCGAUCGCAGCGGCAUUUGGGAGCGGCCGGCCAAAGAGCAAGCAGACCCUGCAGGUGAGUAA